This is a messenger RNA of Apiotrichum porosum, 1716 nucleotides long. RefSeq lists its product as uncharacterized. Gene Ontology annotation, molecular function: alpha-amylase activity. NCBI's taxonomy places the organism in Eukaryota, Fungi, Basidiomycota, Tremellomycetes, Trichosporonales, Trichosporonaceae. Gene Ontology annotation, biological process: oligosaccharide catabolic process. The transcript is spliced from 8 exons. The coding region runs from base 1 to 1716 and encodes 571 amino acids. The record is from RefSeq and is a predicted model, not a curated record.
AUGACCCAGAAGCAAACUGCCUUUAUCCCUACGCGCGACAUUGCAAAGAAGUGGUGGAAGAGCGCUGUCGUGUACCAAGUCUACCCGGCCUCGUUCUACGACACCAAUGGCGAUGGUGUCGGUGACCUGAAGGGUGUCAUUGCUAAGCUCGACUACCUCAAGGACCUCGGAGUCGAUGCCAUCUGGAUCAACCCCAUGUUCAAGUCGCCCCAGGGCGACAUGGACAUUCACGAAGCGUACGGCACUGUUGCCGAUGUGGACACGCUCAUUGCCGAGCUGCACAAGCGCGACAUGAAGCUCGUUCUCGACCUCGUGCCCAACCACACCAGCGAGGAGCACCCGUGGUUCCUCGAAUCCAAGUCGUCCAAGACCAACCCCAAGCGCAACUGGUACUUUUGGCGCCCACCAAAGUAUGAUGCCGACGGCAACCGCAAGGAGCCCAACAACUGGGAGUCUGUCUUUGGCGGUCCUGCUUGGAAGUGGGACGAGUCAACCCAGGAGUACUACCUGCACAUCUUCGACCAAUGCCAGCCUGACCUCAACUGGGACGAGCCCGAGGUCCGCGAGGAGAUGUACAGCAUGAUGCGCUGGUGGAUCGACAAGGGAGCUGACGGCUACCGAAUCGACGUCAUUGGUCGUAUCAGCAAGAACCAGGAGCUCCCUGAUGCACCAGUGACCAACCCCGACAAGCCAUACCAAGAGAUCCGGCGUGCGGACGGGCCCCGGCUGCACGAGUUCCUGAAGGAGAUGGACCGGGAGGUCAUGUCCAAGUACGACAAGGACAUUAUGUCUGUUGGCGAGCUCAACCAGGUCGAGCCUGACCACAUGCUCAAGUUUACUCACCCGGAUAACCAUGAAAUCUCGAUGGGCUUUACCUUUGACCACUGCAACAUUGGUAUCAUUGGAACAGGCAUGUGGCGCCACGUCGUGGGCCCCUACAAGCUCAGCGAGCUCAAAAAGACGUUCAGCAAGUGGCAAGGCGUUCGUGACAUGGGGGCGUGGCACGCUCUGUACCUCGAGAACCACGACCAGCCCCGGAGUAUCUCCCGCUGGACUAGCGACAAGCCCGAGUUCCGCUGGGACUCUGGCCGCCUCCUUGCCAUGCUCGAGUGCACCCAGUUCGGCACGGUGUACAUCUACCAGGGCCAGGAGAUUGGCAUGAUCAAUAUUCCCGACGACUGGCCGCUGGAGGAAUGGAAGGACGUCCAGACGGGCAACAUUGUCAGGGAGUUCCGUGAGCGUGGCGAGGACGUCGAGCAGUGGACAAAGAAGGUGUACGCCAAGGCACGAGACAAUGCCCGCAACCCCGUUCAGUGGAACUCUGAGGCCAACGGCGGCUUCUCGACGGGCACUCCUUGGAUGCGUGUGUCCCCCGAUUACCUCGAGUGCAACGUCGAGGCCCAGGUCAAUGACCCCAACUCGCUGUUCUCGUUCUGGAAGACGCUCUUGGCCUUGCGCAAGGAGCACGAGGAUGUAUUGAUUUACGGCUCUUACCGCGAGCUCACACCGGAGGAUGAGCGCGUGUUCGCGUACCUGCGGGAGGAGAAGUUCCUUGUCGUCAUGAACUUUACCGAGGAGACUGUCGAGUACGAGCUGCCAGAGAAGUAUGCCACUUCCAAGCUCGUUGUGGGCACCCAGGACUCGUUCCCGGCGACCCUUGGCGCGACCGUGACCCUCCCUGCGUUCGCCGGUGUAAUUUACGAAGUUGUUCAGUAA